AUGAGGAGACACCGAGAGUCCGGACUGCAGUGGGAGAGGUGCAUCCGUGUAAAGAUGUCCGCAAGAAGUGAUGAAACAAAGAACUCAAGCUGCAAGAGCCAGGAUCCAGCAGAGGCACGAGCAAGUGUGGCCAUUCAGAUUCCUGAAGAAAUUCAAGAAGCUCUGAAGAUGCCGACAUUCAGUGUGUGGUCCGUGCAGGAUAAGGAGAUGUUGAACCUCCUGGAGCACAUGUUCUACAACCUCAAUCUGGUGGCGCAUUUUAAGAUGGAAGCUGCAACACUUCGGCAAUUUCUGCGUAGCCUCCAGGAUCACUACAGGCAGAAUCCUUUCCACAACUUCAGGCACGGCUUCUGCGUCACACAAAUGAUGUACAGCAUUAUAUCCCUGUGCGGUCUCCAGGACCUGCUCCCUCCUGAGGACGUGGUCACCCUGAUAGUGGCAGCCCUCGGCCAUGACGUUGACCACCCUGGCCUCAACAAUAAUUACCAGGUGAACGCUCGCACAGAGUUGGCCUCCAGGUACCAGAAUAAGUCGCCCCUGGAAAAUCACCACUGCGCCGUCACCAUGGAGAUCCUGAGCCGGACAGAGUGCGACAUCUUCAGGAACGUGGCUCCGGAGCAGGCCAGGAAAAUCCUGGAGGGCGUGGCAGAGCUGAUCUUGGCCACAGACAUGGCGCUUCACCCCCAGAUCCUCAGAUCCUUACAGGACGUCCACAGCUUCAGCUUCUCCCAAGAAGAACACGUGGCUCUGCUGAAGAAAGGUCUCAUUAAAUUAUGUGACAUAUCAAACGAGGCGCGGCCGGUGGAGGAGGCGGAGCUCUGGGCAGAUGCCCUGAUGGAAGAAUAUUUCCUGCAGAGUGACCGUGAGAAGGCCGAGGGUCUCCCCGUCACCCCAUACAUGGACCGCCACACUGUGACCAAAGCCAAAUCGCAGAGGUCAUUCAUCAGCUUCCUGCUCAUCCCCCUGUGCGAGGCCCUGUGCCAGAUCUUCCCUCAGAUGACAGUUUGGAUGUUACAACCUUUACAAGAGGCCAGACUGCGGUACGAGAGGCAGACGACAGAGGAAGUGACAAGCAGCCUAUGA
Molecule: messenger RNA, 1083 nt
Organism: Bufo bufo (common toad)
Lineage: Eukaryota; Metazoa; Chordata; Amphibia; Anura; Bufonidae
Gene: PDE9A
Product: phosphodiesterase 9A
Exons: 12
Coding region: 1-1083 (360 amino acids)
Biological process (GO): cGMP catabolic process
Molecular function (GO): 3',5'-cyclic-GMP phosphodiesterase activity
Source: RefSeq, a predicted model, not a curated record